CCGCCUUGCGCCGGGACGAGGAGCGCCGCGGGAAGCACGGGCCGUGGAGAGGGCGCUGCGCUCGGGCUACCCAAUGCGUGGACUAGCUGCAGCCGCUGCUCGUGCAAUAUGCUGGAGCUCCAGAACAUCUAAACGGAGUCGCCACACCGCUGCCUGGGCUGGAUCACCGCGCUGCCUUUCCUUAUGAAGAAGACACAAACUUGGAUUAUCACUUGCAUUUAUCUUCAACUACUCCUAUUUAAUCCUCUGGUCAAAACUAAAGGGAUCUGCAGGAACCGUGUAACUGAUGAUGUGAAAGACGUUACAAAAUUGGUGGCAAAUCUUCCGAAAGACUAUAAGAUAGCCCUCAAAUAUGUCCCCGGGAUGGAUGUUUUGCCUAGUCAUUGUUGGAUAAGCGUGAUGGUGGAACAGUUGUCAGUCAGCUUAACUGAUCUUCUGGACAAGUUUUCAAAUAUUUCUGAAGGCUUGAGUAAUUACUCUAUCAUAGACAAACUUGUGAAAAUAGUGGAUGACCUUGUGGAGUGCAUGGAAGAACACUCAUUUGAGAAUGUAAAAAAAACACCUAAGAGCCCAGAACACAGGCAUUUUACCCCUGAAGAAUUCUUCAGAAUUUUUAAUAGAUCCAUUGAUGCCCUCAAGGACUUGGAGACCGUGGCAUCUAAAACUAGUGAAUGUGUGGUUUCUUCAACAUUAAGUCCUGAAAAAGAUUCCAGAGUCAGUGUCACAAAACCAUUUAUGUUACCCCCUGUUGCAGCCAGCUCCCUUAGGAAUGACAGCAGUAGCAGUAAUAGGAAGGCCUCAAACCCCAUUGGAGACUCCAACUUACAAUGGGCCGCCAUGGCAUUGCCAGCAUUCUUCUCUCUUGUAAUCGGGUUUGCUUUUGGAGCCUUAUACUGGAAGAAGAGACAACCAAAUCUCACAAGGACAGUUGAAAAUAUACAGAUUAAUGAAGAGGAUAAUGAAAUAAGUAUGUUGCAAGAAAAAGAGAGAGAGUUUCAAGAGGUGUAAUUGUGG
Callorhinus ursinus (northern fur seal) is the source of this 1014-nucleotide messenger RNA. Lineage: Eukaryota; Metazoa; Chordata; Mammalia; Carnivora; Otariidae. The record is from RefSeq and is a predicted model, not a curated record.